Entamoeba histolytica HM-1:IMSS is the source of this 1017-nucleotide messenger RNA. Its product is annotated as actin, putative. The record is from RefSeq and is a predicted model, not a curated record. The transcript has 2 exons. Bases 1 to 1017 code for a protein of 338 amino acids. Lineage: Eukaryota; Evosea; Mastigamoebida; Endamoebidae.
AUGACGAUUAUAUUAGAUGUAGGGACAAAAGAAAUCAAAGCAGGAUUAUCAAAUGAAGAACUCCCAUCAUUAAGAAUGUCUCCUUUCUGUUAUAAACAAGAAAACAAAUAUAUUAAUUCAAAUUUUUUAAAUUCAAAACAAUGCAUGAAAGAUUAUGAACCAUGUAUAUUAAAUGGAGAAUUAAAUAAAGAGGCAUUUAUUUCGACAUUAGAAGAGGUAUUUAAAAUAUAUAACAGUGACUCUGUUGUAUGGGUUAAGUCAAAUGAUCAUCCAAGAAUUAUGGGAAAUGAGUCAUAUGAAUUAUUAUUUGAACGUUUUGGUAUUGAUAAAAUUUAUUCAUCUCCAUCUCCUGUUUUAGUUGCAUUAUCAUAUGGACAAACAAAUGGAUUAGUUUUAGAAUGUGGAAAUAUUUCUUGUUGGUGUUCUGUAGUUUUUUCAGGGUAUGUUCUUGAAAACUCAAUAACUCAACUUAAUCACGCAGGUAUUUUCUUAUCACAACAAAUAGUAAAUAGAAUGGAGAGAGAGAAUAUUAACAUUAUUCCAAAUCCACCAGAACAUUCAUCUCUGAGUUAUAUUAAUCUUGCAAGAGAUUCAUUUAUUGACCAAUUAAAAGAAACUCCCAAUACAUUUAAUCAAUUUGAUAUAAAUAGUUAUUGUAGAGAGUUAUUAUUUCCUUUAGUAAUAGAUGAAAGUAACAUUGGUGUAGAUAAUACUGUGUUAAAGUCUUUAAUGAAAUGUGACUAUGACGUCAUCAUGGAAGUAUCAAAUAGAUUAAUACUAGCUGGUGGUACUUCUUUAAUCCCAAACCUUGGAGAAAAAGUUAUAAAUACAAUGCAUACUUAUUUCCCUUCAUUUUCUUGUGAGAUUAUUAAGGGACAAACACCAACGCUCCAAAGAUAUGCAGCGUGGAGAGGAGGAGCAAUGAUUGCUGACACCAAAUCUAUUCAAAAUAUAUGGGUUACAAAAAAAGAUUAUGAAGAGAAUGGAAUAGGGAUUGUGGAUAGAAAAUGUGGGUAA